AUUACCAUAUGAUCGAUCAUCUGAAAAGUAAGCGAGUCAAAUGGUCAGCCGCUGCUGCCCCCUACUUUUUAGCGCUCUCAAAAGGACGGCUCGCAACCUAGUUGGCGCUGCCCUUCUCACCACUGCCGCCUCCUCCUCCUCCAAACCCUCCUCCUCCGCCAUGGACGCCGACCUCCAGACUCUCACUACCCGCCUCUGUAUCGUCGGCAGCGGACCCGCCGCCCACACCGCUGCCAUCUACGCCGCCCGGGCCGAGCUCAAGCCCAUCCUCUUCGAAGGCUGGAUGGCCAACGAUAUCGCCCCCGGAGGACAGCUCACCACCACCUCCGACGUCGAGAAUUUCCCCGGCUUUCCCGACGGGAUCGGUGGCCUCGACUUGACUGACAAGUUCCGUGCCCAGUCUCUCCGCUUCGGUACUCAGAUAUUCACGGAGACCGUCUCCAAGGUCGAUUUCUCCUCAUUUCCCUUCAAACUGUUUGCUGAUUCCAAGACUGUCCUUGCCGAUUCCGUCAUUAUCGCCACCGGCGCCGUCGCCAGACGCCUCACCUUUCCCGGUUCGGAUACCUUCUGGAACCGCGGCAUAUCUGCGUGCGCUGUGUGCGACGGCGCCGCUCCCAUAUUUCGAGAUAAGCCGCUUGCCGUGAUAGGCGGCGGGGACUCGGCGAUGGAAGAAGCUACUUUCUUAACAAAGUACGGUUCCAAGGUGUACAUUAUUCAUCGCAGGAAUGAAUUUCGUGCUUCGAAGAUAAUGCAGCACAGAGCGGUCUCGAACCCUAAGAUUGAAGUGCUGUGGAAUUCUGUGGUGGCUGAAGCAUAUGGGGAGCGGAGUUUGGAGGGAUUGAAAGUGAAGGAUGUGAAGAGUGGGAGUGUUUUGGAUCUGAAGGUCUCUGGUCUGUUCUUUGCCAUAGGCCAUGAACCUGCUACCAAGUUUCUUGACGGUCAGUUGGAAUUGGACUCUGAUGGCUAUGUGGUAACUAAGCCUGGCACUACGCAGACCAGCGUCAAGGGUGUUUUUGCAGCUGGAGAUGUCCAGGAUAAGAAAUACAGGCAGGCCAUCACAGCUGCUGGAUCUGGAUGUAUGGCUGCACUGGAUGCAGAACAUUUCCUCCAAGAAAUUGGUUCUCAAGAAGGUAAGAGUGAGUGAGUUACUACCUCCAAAGCUCAUGAAAAUAAGUGUAGUGUUUCUAGAGAUGAUAGUCUCAUUGAGGCAUGACACAUUUCGAAUUUAACAUUGAAAUUAUUUGUGAUUCAUUACUUAAAUUAUACUUUGAUUUGAA
This is a messenger RNA of Andrographis paniculata, 1277 nucleotides long. Its product is annotated as thioredoxin reductase NTRB-like. NCBI's taxonomy places the organism in Eukaryota, Viridiplantae, Streptophyta, Magnoliopsida, Lamiales, Acanthaceae. Gene Ontology annotation, biological process: removal of superoxide radicals. The transcript has 2 exons. Gene Ontology annotation, cellular component: cytoplasm. The record is from RefSeq and is a predicted model, not a curated record. The coding region runs from base 41 to 1144 and encodes 367 amino acids. Gene Ontology annotation, molecular function: thioredoxin-disulfide reductase (NADPH) activity.